AUGGCAUUUGAAAACAGCGUGUGUCCUGAUUACAUUACUGAGAAAUUUUGGCGUACACUUGGUUGAAAUUCAGUGCCUAUAAAACUGACAAGAGAUUUCUACACACCAGAGGUUGUCCCUCCGGGCUCGUUUAUAAGUGUGCAAGAUUUUCCAUCUGUUAAGGCUUUGGCGGAAUACCUGUUGUACCUCGACAAAAAUGACACUGCUUAUAAUGAAUACUUCACAUGGAAAAAAGAAUACGCCCUUGGAUCAAGAGAUGCAGCCUGUUACAUAUGUGAUGCUCUUUACAAUGAAUGUGCUAAACCCAAAUUCUAUAAAGAUAUAUUCAAGACUUUUUGGAACGAUGAUGUUCGUUGCAAAGAAAACGAGAGGAAACUUUUCUCU
Molecule: messenger RNA, 384 nt
Organism: Pocillopora meandrina
Lineage: Eukaryota; Metazoa; Cnidaria; Anthozoa; Scleractinia; Pocilloporidae
Source: the annotation of a GenBank genome assembly